GUUAAAAAACUUUGGUUUUCUUGUUCCUCACAUGUCUGAGUUUGAGUAUGAACUACAAGAAUUGUUAAUUGAAAUUGAUAUGCUUAUUGAGAAAAAAAAGGAGGAGUGGGAGAAAGAUCUUCAUGCACUUGAAAAAAAGCUGUCCCUUCAGGUGUCUGAAAACAACAGGCUUCAGAGUCUUGUUUAUGAAAAAGAGAGGGAUCUACAAGAUGCUUUUCAGCGUCUUCAAAUGGUUGAAUCGAAAGAUUCGAGAAUGUAUUAUGAUAAACAAAUCGAGGAAUUAAGCACAAAGGUUGAUGCGAUGAAAGUUAAUUACAACAAUCUGCAAAGAAAAUACCAGAAGCAGUUAGUUGCAGAAAAAAAUGAUUUCUCAAUGCAUCUUCGCAAUCUAGAGAAGGAAAAUGAGGCUCUGAAAGCUGAUUACGAGAGAUUAAGACAAAAAAAUGAACAAAUCAUUUCAUCGUUGAAGCAGCAAGUGAUCGACCAGCAAAACAACUACUUCGAUAUUCAGAAACGGUAUAACGAGUUGCAAUCUCAAUUUGAAGUUAAACUACAAGAAGAAAUUAAUCAGAUAAAUAAUAACAUGAAAACAAUGAAAGAAGAGCAUCAAUCAAUUAUUGAUGAACUUAACAAACAAUUGAAUAAUCAUAAAACUACAAUUCAGCUUCAGGCUGAAGAAUUAAUGAUUACCAAAGCAUCAUUGGCAAAUAAAAAUUCAGAAAUUCAUUGUCUUUCACAUGAAACUGGAUUAAAGAAAUCGGUUUUGAAUAAUUCUCCGAAAUCGGUUAAACGUUUCGAUAAAACUGUAGCGAAACAUUUAAAUUUACUGUUACAUCGAAAGCACAAUUCAACACCUAAUAUAUUACUUAAAGAUGGAUCAAAUUUAUUAGUUGAUUCACUCUCAUCACGACAACAAUUACAUCAACCACUUGAUGAUCAAGAAGAAAUUAACCAUAAAAUUAAGUAUUUGGAAAAUCAACUAAACGAAGCUAAUAAUAUCCUCAUAGAAAAAAUGCUAGAAAUAAGUCGACUUGAAAAUGUCUGUCAAACAGCAUCUGCUACAAUUCGUCGUUUAGUAGAAUCCAAGGCAUAUCCGAAUGAACCAGCCAACAAGCCCUUAGAAUCGUUCAUUAAUGAAGCCCGUGAAAGGGUGGGAAACUUUGAAAAAAAAUUAUCUUUAGUCGAAAAGGAUUUAUCGGUUAAAUUGUCAAAAACGGUAUCUGAAAUAUGUCGACUUAAACAAUUUGUUCAUGAAAUUCAUGCGUUCAAAUCAUGUGAGAUAAAUCAGACAGUGAAAAAUGGUACUUCAGAUAUAGGUGUACAAACAGGUGAACAUUUAUUGCCUAAUGAUGAACUGAUCAAAGUUACACAACCUUUAACUUUCAAUGACAAACAGUCAAACAAUCGAACUUCAUCCAAUUUAUCAAUAAAUAUGAAAGAGUUGAAUAAAAAUCCCAGUAAUUUUUCUACUGAUCUCAAUUCAAAACUAAUUAUCAAUGAGUCAAAUAGUAAUUUCGAUUGUUUAUCCAUCAACAACACUGCAAUCGAUCGAUGUAAUGACCAAAUUGGAAUGGAAGUUGUUUUUCAAAUGAAUCAAUUGGAAAAAAACUGUUCCCAUGUUAAACAUGAUUUACACUGUAACAUCAGUUCAUUUGUCAAUUCUAUAGAUGUUUCUAAUGAAUCUAAGAAUAUUGAACAAUCGAUACAAACUACAUCGAACAAAUUGUUUGAAAUUAAUCAUGAAAAACAAAUUUUACCGUCUGAUAAAUCUGAUAUCGUUGGAUUAUGCAAACCAAUACCAUCAGCACGUUUUAAAUUGUUAUCAUCUUCAGUUCAAUGUUUCAAUCAUGAUAAUAUAAAUUCAAGUGGUAAUGAAUUAACUGAUGUAGAUAAACAUGACUAUGUUGUUUUAGUUGAACCGACAUCGGCGUUAUCAAUUUCUGAAAUGUUUCAGUCGCCUGAAAUCAAUACCAUUGUCAAUAAUAAUAAUAAUAAUAAUAAUAAUAAUAAUUCAUGCUUGAAUGAUCAUAAUGAUGCAAUUAGAAUUGUAUCUACAAGUAUUCCUCAUUGUUCUGUUUUCAAACAACACGGUACAUUUGUUGUUGAAUCCGAUAUCAAUGUUCAAUGUGAUCGUCAAUCAAUAAAUUCAUCAGAUGAAGCAAAAUCAUUAUUAUCAUUUGAAAAAAAUUCAAGACCACAAUUACCGUCACAUUGUUGUUCAACAUUAUUCUAUCAAUCUCAAAUGAAUUUGAAUAAAGAAGAUACAAGUGUUUAUAAUUUAGCUGCACAAUUUUUAAUUGAUGAACAAAAAUAUUCCAUAUUAUUAGAACAACAAAUUGAUGCCCAUUUAAAGUGUCUGCAAGAACAUGCUGAAAACAACAUUUGAAUGAAUCAUAU
Schistosoma turkestanicum is the source of this 2397-nucleotide messenger RNA. The record is from the annotation of a GenBank genome assembly. NCBI's taxonomy places the organism in Eukaryota, Metazoa, Platyhelminthes, Trematoda, Strigeidida, Schistosomatidae.